Messenger RNA from Aureococcus anophagefferens, 571 nucleotides. RefSeq lists its product as hypothetical. The transcript has a single exon. The annotation marks the transcript as partial. The record is from RefSeq and is a predicted model, not a curated record. NCBI's taxonomy places the organism in Eukaryota, Pelagophyceae, Pelagomonadales, Pelagomonadaceae.
AUGGACGCCUUCGGCGACUACGACUCCGUCGCCACCGCACGCGCGCUGCGCGUCAUGCUCGCCUUCGAGGACUCGGGCGCGGCGCUCUCCGACGUCGUGCCCGACGGCGACGCGGGCUGCGACCGCGAGGCCCUCGCGCGCGCCCUCGAAGGCCACGAAAGCCUGCGCGAGCUCGGCGACAAGGAGCUGUCGGCGCUGCUCGGCGAGGCCGGGCGCUUCGUCGACGACGAGCGCCGCGUGACGCGCGCGUCGCUCGGCGCGUGGCUCACGAACGAGCGCGAGCGGCUCCGCGAGGAGCUCGCGGCGCGCCUCCACCUCGCCGAGGCGCCGGCCGCGGCGCCCGGCCCCGCGCCGGGCCUCGUGCCCGAGGGCGAGGCGCCGCCGCCGUCGCCGUCGGCGGUUUCGUCCGCGUCCGCGUUCAGCGACCUCCUCUUCGGCGGCCUGCGGUCGCGGGACCCGGCCGUGGCCCGGGCGGCGGCGGAGGUCGCGGCGCGGGACCGCGCGCGCGAGCGCGCGCGGGCCAUCGCCUUCAAGCACCGCCAGGCCGCGCGCGAGAGCCGCAUCUUCCAGC